This is a messenger RNA of Actinia tenebrosa (Australian red waratah sea anemone), 2312 nucleotides long. RefSeq names its product adenosine receptor A3-like. Gene Ontology annotation, biological process: G protein-coupled receptor signaling pathway. The record is from RefSeq and is a predicted model, not a curated record. NCBI's taxonomy places the organism in Eukaryota, Metazoa, Cnidaria, Anthozoa, Actiniaria, Actiniidae. Gene Ontology annotation, molecular function: G protein-coupled receptor activity. Gene Ontology annotation, cellular component: membrane.
UCCGUCGUCUGGCCGGAUAGUUAAAUUUCAUUGACCGCGAAGGAAAUAAGCAUCUGAGAAGAGUUCGAUGACCGGCUUUGACGUGCCGAUCAGAACUGUUUUGACAAAAUGCCAUACUACGAUGACUAAAUAAAGAACAAGAUGAAGAAGAAUACUAAGCAAUAGAAAAAAGACUAAUUUCAGAAAUCUAUCGCAAAAUGGAAGACAUUCAAAAUAACAGUUGCACAAAUGAAAAUGGCGUGUUUGGUAACUCUUAUCGYUUAGUAAUGUCGUUUACGUACUCUGUUUUAGCUCUGGUAACAACAGUUUUAAACGUUUUGAUCCUCAUUUCCAUCUGGAAGACACCAAGCCUUCACAAACCUUCCUACAUCCUGAUAGGAAGUCUUGGUUUUUCUGAUCUCAUCGUGGGUGCCCUUGGUGAACCACUCAUGGUCUUUCAUUUUAUCGCUACCCUUAAAUGCUGGCCCUUGAACAUUUACUGUCUACUUUCCAAAUGUGUCAGAGGUGUGGGUUACACAAUGGGCGCAGUUUCUUUGUUAACUCUGACGUUCAUAAGCUUGGAUCGUUUGCUCGCCGUUAAGUUAAGAAACCGAUAUCAAAGUGUCGUAACUAAGAAGCGUGUACUCUAUACAACACUGGUAUGUUGGAUGAUAUCGUGUGUUGUUUCAGGAAUAGUGUUUGGUAAAGUAAGAUGGAAUGCUACACAUAUAUUACCUUUGUUCCUCUUUGCUGGAAUUGGAGCUCUUUGUUCAGUCUUAACCAUCACCGUUUGCUAUUCAAUGACCUUCUACAGCUUACGAAAGAUCACCUCGUCCUCCGUAUCUCCAAGUGUCCAGAACGAAGAAGGGGUUGCACGUCCAAGUCCCAACAUUGAUGUCGUCAAAUACAGAAAAUYGUUURUMACUAUGUUYGUWGUUUUUAUUUUUACCAUUMUUUUUUAUAUGCCAUUGGCUUGCACUUUAAUUGCUUACRGYAUUGCAUCUUAUCACCAAGUUUCAAAGACAUCUUUAGACAUCAUUUCUAUCAGUAUUAACUCAGCCGAGCUCAUCGCACAACUUAAUUCGGCGGUAAAUCCUCUUCUGUACUUGUGGCGUCUUCGAGACAUUCGAGAAACAGUCAAGACAAUAGUUAAAACACUGUUUAAAAUAUUCUAGCUUUUGCCAUCACCUUGUUUUUAAUGGUACCGUCACCGCUUCAACAUACAAUCUCUGAAACCUUUGAACCACAGGGCGAAAGAGAUGCCUUAUUUCACAAGACCCAAAGAGUCAAAACAAUUUUUAAAAUAUUCUAGUUUUUGCCAUAAUUUUCUUUGUAGCGGUGUCGUCACCGAUUCACAAUACAAAGUCUGAAACUUUUGAACUACAGGCUAAAAAAGAUACUUUGUUUAACAAGAGCAUAGUCAAAACAGCUUGUGAAAUAUCAUUUUUACUUUUGAUGUAUCCUAUAUUCUCCCAUCUUAUGUUGUAAAUAAUUUGUUCAAAAAUUAGAGAACCACGCUGGCAAUCUCUCCGUAUCCCCUUUUUUUUCUUUUCGUUUUUGGGAUCGCCGUUCGUUAAAUUCUUUAGAAAAUAGCUUUUUAAGAAGGUUUUCUAAUUCCCAUGUGCUUAAAGUGUACAAGAACCCUUCGAAAAUACUUUCAGUGUUGAUUCUAAACAUAGUUAAUGGAAAUGAAGUAAAUACAGCUGAACCGGUAAAAUAUUUCUUGAUUUGAGCGAUUAUUCUUUUAGUUAUGAAGGGUUUAUACUUCCAAUAUGUUAAUGACUAUGGAGUCGUUGCAUUUUAGGAACCCAACAGAUUUCUUCGUGGGAAUUCUCUGCCUGGCUUUUUGUUAGCCUCUUUAUAAGUUUAAGUUCAGUAGCAUCUAAGUUCUUCCYAAGUUCACAUUAGCAUGAAUACUCAAAAAAAGUGUGAUCGCCCGGGUGAGUGUAGUCUUGAGAAAGUCUAUUGUUGGUGGUCAGGGUGACUGGCGUCUCGACAACCUAAAUGGUGGUCACCUUCAAGGUACCGUGAGAAAGCUAGUUUUAACGCUUUCGCGAUCGUCGCGGAUGAAAAGACUCAUUCCACACACAUUUGAUAUAUUAAAAUAAGUAAUUGCAAACGACCAUUAGACUUCAAGAUGCCACACGAGAAUUUUCUGUUUGCAAAGUGUCAAGAUGUCAUUACGAGAAGAAUUUUGUGUUUGGUAGUGUCGUCGAUUGUGCGGAUAUCGUUUGCGAUGAUCUAUACUCCAGUUUCUGACAUUUUAGGAACACAGCAAGUCCUUCAGGGAAAUUCAGUGAACAAAGAAAUAUUUACCAUUGACUUUCUUUUUA